This is a messenger RNA of Agrilus planipennis (emerald ash borer), 1152 nucleotides long. RefSeq lists its product as uncharacterized. The transcript has a single exon. Gene Ontology annotation, biological process: DNA integration. Gene Ontology annotation, molecular function: nucleic acid binding. Lineage: Eukaryota; Metazoa; Arthropoda; Insecta; Coleoptera; Buprestidae. The record is from RefSeq and is a predicted model, not a curated record. The coding region runs from base 1 to 1152 and encodes 383 amino acids.
AUGAAGGGACUAGCUAGGAGUUACUGCUGGUGGUACGGAAUUAACAAGGAUAUUGAAAAUCUAGUUUCUAGUUGCAGUAAUUGUCAAUCACAAUUAACAAAUCCAAGUAAAGUUGAACCUCACAUAUGGGAACCAGCAGUGGCCCCUUUUGAAAGAGUUCAUAUUGAUCAUGCAGGGCCGUACAUGGGCCAUACUUUCUUUUUGUUAAUUGAUGCAUACUCAAAGUGGCCAGAAGUUCACAUAGUGAAGAAUAUGCUUGCGGAGACCACAAUUUUAGUCUGUAAAAAAAUCUUUUCGGUUUAUGGAUCACCCUGUAUAUUGGUCUCGGAUAAUGCACGAACCUUCGUUUCAUCUGGCUUUGAAAAAUUUCUGUGCGAACAUGGUGUUUACCAUCGAUUACCGGCACCCUAUCACCCAGCUACCAAUGCCCAGGCAGAGAGGUUCGUUCAGACAAUCAAGAAAGCCCUAGCAAAAAUCCCAGCGAAGUCCAACAUCCAAUAUGAAUUGCAAGAGAUCCUGACGCAGUACAGGAAUAUGCCGCAUGCUCAAACAGGCCUCUCCCCAGCGGAAAUGGUUUUCAAUCGAAAGAUAAGGGGAAGAUUGGAUCUGCUAAAACAAACACGUGUACCUAAAAGGAAGGAUUGCAAUAUCGAAAAGGAUAGCGGAACUUUUAAAGAGGGGGAGAGAGUGAUAGCUCGUGGGUACGUUGGGAAAAGUAAAUGGAAAUUCGGUAUAGUUGAAAAAAGGACAGGAAAACUACACUAUAGAGUGCGCACUGAUUGUGGCCAAGAUUGGCGCAGACAUAAAAAUCAGCUCAGGAGAACUGGAGUGCAGCUCGCAAUGCCGGUAAAUGAAUUUGACUAUUACAUUCCUCCAGAGGAGCGCAUACAAAUAUUGCGUACGGAUGAGAACGCUCCUCAGGCGCAUGAAGAGCAGCCCGAUAACGUAGCAGCCGACAGAGCAGCUAAAUCAGCCGAAGCGCAAGAUAACAUGGCUGAGUUUGUACAGCUAGCCGCACCACCCGCAUUGCAGCGCAGAAACCCACUCCGGAGAAGGAGAAGGCCCGAGACACUGCAUGAUUAUAUUGUGGAUGUCAGCCUGGAUGAGGGCGAGAACCCAGUUGAAAAUUUGCAUAGUUUUAAUAUAGAUUAA